Molecule: messenger RNA, 1228 nt
Organism: Hylaeus volcanicus
Lineage: Eukaryota; Metazoa; Arthropoda; Insecta; Hymenoptera; Colletidae
Gene: Polr1C
Product: DNA-directed RNA polymerases I and III subunit RPAC1
Exons: 7
Coding region: 170-1213 (347 amino acids)
Biological process (GO): DNA-templated transcription
Cellular component (GO): RNA polymerase III complex; RNA polymerase I complex
Molecular function (GO): protein dimerization activity; DNA binding
Source: RefSeq, a predicted model, not a curated record
GUACCCUAAAUUCUAAGUAAGUAUAUACAGCAGUGAGGACUCCAACGCUCGCACUAAUGCGCAUGAUCCGGAAAAAUCCCACGAAUGUCCAUCACUGCAUCUGCUGUAUACUUUGCAUACCACAUGCGUUUCUUGCGGGUAACCUCGAUGUCAUAACAAAUAUUUAAUUAUGGAUGAAAGUCGAAAAUCUCGUGUUAUUCUCGAAGAAUAUGGUAUACCUAAUGCUUCCGACUAUACAAAUUACCAACCACAACACGAUUGGAAUUUACAAAAUUUUAAAAAAGAAUUUAAAAUACAGGUAGUCAGGGAAUCUGAAGAUGAACGUGAAUUAGAAUUUGAUUUAAUUGGUUAUCCUGUUGGUUUUGCUAAUGCAUUUCGUAGAGUUCUUCUGAGUGAAGUACCAACCAUGGCUAUAGAAAAAGUUUAUAUUCUAAAUAACACAAGCUUGAUCCAAGACGAAGUUCUUGCUCAUAGGUUGGGUCUCAUACCGUUUCGAGCUGAUCCCAGGCUAUUCGAAUAUCCUUCAUCCACUACUAAAGAUGAAGAUGAAGUUAGCGAUCAAGACACACUCAGAUAUGAACUUAAGGUAUCGUGCACCUGGAAUCCUCAAGCUCCCAAAGAUUCUAGAAGAACAACUGACAUGUACAAGAAUAGCAAUGUGUAUAGUAAAGACAUUAAAUGGGUUCCAAUUGGACGCCAAGCAGAACUUUACCCUCGAGGAGCAGAACAAUUAGGUGUUUUAGAAAAUGAUAUCUUGAUAUGCAAAAUGCGUCCUGGUCAAGAAAUACAUGCUUUUAUGCAUGCAGUUAAAGGAAUUGGAAAAGAUCAUGCCAAAUUUUCUCCUGUAGCUACAGCAUCAUACAGAUUGUUACCAGACAUACAACUAAUAAAACCAGUUAAAGGUGAAAUGGCGGAGCGCUUAAAAAACUGUUUCAGCAUCGGUGUAAUAGAAAUUAUUGAACAUAAGCCUGGCGAUCCAGAUUCACGUGAAGCGAGGGUGAAGAACCCUCGUUACGAUAGUUGUUCUAGAAAUGUGUUUCAGCACGAAGACCUCAAAUCAUGCGUACGUUUAAGUAGGGUACGAAACCAUGUCAUUUUUACUAUUGAAUCCGUGGGAACGUUAACUCCAGCUGUGUUAUUUGUGGAAGCUAUUAAAAUUCUUAAGGGAAAAUGUAAAACGUUUUUGGAAGAACUUGAAAAUAUUAGCCAAUAAAUGUUUUCCACUGUA